This is a messenger RNA of Venustampulla echinocandica, 831 nucleotides long. RefSeq lists its product as uncharacterized. The coding region runs from base 1 to 831 and encodes 276 amino acids. Lineage: Eukaryota; Fungi; Ascomycota; Leotiomycetes; Helotiales; Pleuroascaceae. The record is from RefSeq and is a predicted model, not a curated record. The transcript is spliced from 4 exons. Gene Ontology annotation, biological process: mycotoxin biosynthetic process.
AUGGGUUCAAAAUAUCAACCAGUCCAGGACGACGAGAAGUUCCAAGAUGUCUUCCCUCCACGAAGAACCUCGAGUUCCCUAUCUGAAACCACUUUACUCGAGGAUGAAGAACAUGCGAGAAUAUUACCAGCGAGAGGAACAAGAGCAUACGGCCCGAGAUGGAUUUGGAUUGCCCAUGCGACGUUACUUGGACUGUCGUUGACGAUGUUUGUCUCGUCUUGGUUCGCAAGGGUGUCGACGAUCGACUACGUGCGCCAUUUUUCAGCAUAUUCACCUGCAGUCAAAGCCGUUGAAUAUGAGACUGUAAAAUUUAACACGACGAUGGGUUCGGCGUCGCCGUACGUCGGGAAGGGUCCGGAGGUUGAUGAAGCCUGGCAUGCGAUAUCCUAUGACAUUGGAGACCAAGUCAUCACACCCGAGGAGCUAAAACGAAUCGCCAUGCCUGAAUCAUCACUAAAGGCCAAGCACCCCAAAACAGGCGGGGAAGGUUACCGUGUCGGUCUUGAAGUCUUCCACCAGCUCCAUUGCCUCAACCUCCUUCGUCAAGUCACGUACAAGGAGCAUUACAUGGAACUCGGCAAUGGCAACUUUGCUAGCGGUGACGAGGAUUUACAAAUGCAUACUGAUCACUGCCUCGAGAUCCUCAGAAUGAAUGUGCAGUGCAACGCUGAUGUGGGGUUAUUUACAUUCUACAUGGUAGAGAAUGACCCAUUGCCAUGGCCACAACUGAACUCGUGGCAUACGUGUAGGAAUUUUGAUAAGGUGCGGGAUUGGGCGCUUGACAACUCUGUGGGAAAUAUGGAGAGGCCUGAUAUUCAUCCUGAAGCAUAA